ACUUUUAUUUUGAAUGGUUGCUAGGAAGCCGCCUCCUUCGUGAGACAAUAUUGAAAAUACAACUCCCAUAAUCCUUCACUCGCGUAAACAGCAACCAGAUGAUACUACAGCUGGAGCUUCAGAACCGAUUCACAUGAAAUGACACAAAAGAGACUCCGAGGUCCCGGUUCGGUUCGGCGGAACGCACUGAUAUAAAACCCUUGAGAUGAUUAAAACAGACCGGACAGACAGAAGCGUUUCAUUUGACAUGCUUUUAUACAGCUAACGCGGGCCUGAAUGAGAUGAUGUGGCCUUUAAGUUAGCUGUCCGGCUAAAGCCCAUCAGCUGUUCGCAGUGCAUUCAGAUAAAAUGAUGUGAACCCGGGGAAAGAGACAAGACAUUAGCGACAGGAUGAAUCUGAAGAGGUCACGGAGUGUCGGAGCUUCUUCCUCGCUCAAUGGACUGGGAAAACAAGAUGGCGAGUCCAGACGGAAGAGGAAGAUGGCGGAGAUCAAGCAGGCCCUGAACAUGACGCCGGUGGACGUGGCCGCUCUGAGGCGAAUGGCCAUCAGUGAAGGAGGUCUGCUGACCGACGAGAUCCGCCGUCAGGUGUGGCCGAGGCUGCUCAACGUGUCUGUGGAAAACAUACCUGAGGAACUAGAGACGGUCGAUCGAGACAAUAACAAGGACUUCAACCAAGUGCUUCUGGACGUUCAGAGAUCCCUCAGACGCUUCCCUCCAGGGAUGCCAGACGAGCAGCGGGAAGGACUUCAGGAGGAGCUGAUCGAUAUUAUUCUGCGGGUGCUCGUGAAAAACCCUCAGCUGCACUACUAUCAGGGUUACCAUGACAUCGUGGUGACCUUCCUGCUGGUGCUUGGGGAACGACUCGCCACUGCCCUGGUGGAGAAACUCUCCACUCACCAUCUCAGGGACUUUAUGGACCCCACUAUGGACAACACCAAACACAUCCUGAACUACCUGAUGCCCAUCAUCGAGCGAGUCAACCCUGAAGUGUAUGACUUCAUGCAGCAAGCUGAAGUCGGCACCAUUUUUGCCCUCAGCUGGCUCAUCACCUGGUUCGGACACGUGCUGUCAGAUUUCCGCCAUGUGGUCCGGUUGUACGAUUUCUUCCUGGCCUGCCAUCCCCUCAUGCCUAUAUACUUUGCUGCUGUGAUCGUGUUGCAUCGAGAGGAGGAGGUGUUGGACUGUGAGUGUGACAUGGCCAUGAUGCACCAUCUCCUGUCUCGUAUCCCAGAGGACCUGCCGUACGAGACGCUGAUCAGCCGCGCGGGAGAUCUGUUCGUUCAGUUUCCUCCAUCUGAGCUGGCCAGAGAGCGCAGUCAGCAAACCGCCGUCUCCACCUUCAAAGACUUUGAGUUGGCGUCGACUCAGCAGCGUCCAGACACAGUGCUUCGGCGGAGACGGAUAGAGCAGCAGCAGCGCACCCUGGAGGCCCAGCGCAGCACGGUAGCGGUCGUCCAACCCACGGCACGACGCUUCAUGCGGCUGGCGGUCAUGGGUUUGACUGUGGCGUUGGGGGCCGCAGCUUUGGCCGUGGUAAACUCUGCCCUGGAAUGGGCUCCUAAGCUAGACUUACUCUUCCCGUGAAGGAGCCAAUCAACAGCACAGUUUCUCAAUUUGAGGACUUUAUUUUUUUUUUUUAAUAUUUAUACUUGUGAACAAGUCAGACUAAUGAAUAAAAUAUUGUGCUUAUAGUUAUUCUAAUUGAACAAGCUUUUUUUCCUAGAGUCUAAAGUGAAACGAUAAAAACGUUUCCAGGACCCAUUGAGGACAAGCGUCAGUCCUUGUGUUGAGAUGAAUGUACAGUAGAGGUAUGUACACUCCACAGCUCAUUCAUGAAACACGAUCCGAGCGGAUUUUUGUGUAAAUCAUCUGUAGAAACAUUCUCUUUGUGAGUCUUUUUACAUAAGAACGCUUUUACGAAUAAUUGAAAUUCAUGUGCAAAACAGCAUUCAUUGUUCAUAAAAUAGUUAUGUAAAUUGUCACAUUGAAUUGAAUACAAUUUUGUAAUGAUAGUUUUUCAUUUUCAGAAUUCUUAUACAUUGUUCAUAUGUUAAUUGUCACAUUGAAUGUGAAUACAACAAUUUAGCAAUUACAGUUUUCAAAGUUAAUAUAAGUUAAUAUAAUACAAGUGUAAUAAUAAGUAUAUACAUUUGAAAUUUAUAAAAACAUCGAUUGUCAAGCUAAUUCUGACAUUCAAUUCAAUGUGAAAAUUUACAUAAGAAUAGCUUGACAAACAAUGUACAUUUUUGUUGUUUUUGUACAUGAAUUUCAAAACAAAUGCUCUUAAACUAUCAUGGUUAUAUAAAUCGUCACAUUCGCUUAAAUGUGACAGCUCUGUCAAAAUUUACAUACGUUGUUUUACAUGUGAAUUUCAAAACACUUACUUAAACUAUUAUUACAUUGUUGAAUUCAAUUCAGUGACAAUACAUAAAAAUUGUUUUAUGCACAAUGUACUUGAACUUUUAAAACAAAAGCAAGGCAUAAUUGCUAAAUUGUUGCAUUCAAUUCAAUGCAAAAAUUAUAUAAGAAUGAUUUUAUGAGUACAUAAUAGUUUAAGAUAAUUUUAUUACAUUCAUGUACUGCUCAUAAUACAAUUUUUAAGUAAACUGAAUUGAAUGCAACAAUUUAGCAAUGAUAAUUUUAGUUUUUUGUUUUAAAAUUCAUCUACAAAAACAUUCACAUUUGUGAAACAAUUUUUCUGUAAAAUGUCAAAGUGAACUGAAUACAACAGUUCACGCAAUUAUGCAUUUAUGAAUGUUGUACAAGUCCUUUGUAAAGUCAUUCUUAUGCAAAUUAAUAAAAAUGGCUUUACAAAUUAUUUAUGCAGAAAUUUUCUUAACUUGUGUUUCAUGAUUGAGCUCCCAUGUGUUUUAUUUAAAAACGACAACAACAACAAAACUAAUAUACUGUAUUGAGACCAAACUAUUUUUAGAACCCCUGUUUGUAGAAUUGGCAGUUUAAUUUAAUUGGUUCAGGACCCCUUAUGGGUGGGAUCUAAUAUAUGUGUAUGUAAUAUCUUGGAUAAGAUACGAUUAUAAAACAGCAGUGAACAAAAAGUCUUUAUUUUAUUAUUAUUAUAUUCAUGUUUUUGAAGUUAAUUUUUUUCCACUACAUUUCAGUUUUUUCUUCUCCAAAUCACCUUAAUUGCAGUAUUUUUUGUGUCACAAGUGCUAAUUUUAGUACAUAAUGUGCAGUUUUCAUGAAUCUCUGAGCUGGAAUUGAAACCACUUCUAAGUAACUUCAGCUGAUCCACAAACUUGAGAUAUCUUGAUUCUGGAGUGUGUAAAUGGUGAACGUGAAAAACUUAAAAGUAGUUUCCGUAAUUUAACUCCAGAUCAGUGUUGAAUCAUGACACAUUGUUGUUUUUAUUGUUUAAAUGCUGUUCACGACUGAUUGUUUCCACUAAACAACAUCUUCUAAGCUUAAAGUAACAUUCAAGUGCAUAUUUUUCUAUUAUUCUUAUAUUGCUUGGUUGAAAACGAUCUUGAAUCAUGAUUUAUUAAAAUAACAUGCUGCCAUCCACACAAUACUACUGUUUAUGACAACAUAAUCACUGCUUUGAUUUUGCAUUAAUUUUGCACUAAAGAAUAUGCUUCCUUCUUAUUUUUUGCACUUUGAAAGAUAUGUUAUAAGUUGUCUCUGGUUCACUCAAGUUAAUGUCUCCACAUGUUGCUAAAUAUGUUUAAAUAAAAAGAAAAGUAAAAUGA
This is a messenger RNA of Megalobrama amblycephala (Wuchang bream), 3710 nucleotides long. RefSeq names its product TBC1 domain family, member 20 (gene tbc1d20). The transcript has 8 exons. Gene Ontology annotation, molecular function: GTPase activator activity. Gene Ontology annotation, biological process: endoplasmic reticulum to Golgi vesicle-mediated transport; positive regulation of GTPase activity. Bases 391 to 1587 code for a protein of 398 amino acids. The record is from RefSeq and is a predicted model, not a curated record. Gene Ontology annotation, cellular component: endoplasmic reticulum membrane. Lineage: Eukaryota; Metazoa; Chordata; Actinopteri; Cypriniformes; Xenocyprididae.